CGAGUAUUUGUUCUUUUUCUUUUUGUUUUAUUCGUGUGUGGAAGAAAUUUUAGUCGUGUGAACAGGGUCGCCACUCCGAGAACAAUGUGACGGGUACCCUGUUGCAUGGAUCAUUGGAUUGGAAUGUGUGGUGCCAUGAAAUAAGACUUGUUGAGUAACCACGUCCAUCAAGAAACAACAAUCUUCUCUGUCAACUUAGGAAAGUCACUCCGAACUUUCUUGAAUUUUUAAGGGAGUUUUUCGGACAAACAGGAAAGAUGAAGAGUUUGUUGGUGGUUUUAGGACUCUUCAUUGCAGUUCAGGCAAAUUCAUCUAAAAGACAAAGUGUCCCCUCAGCAGUACCAGCUAGUGGCGCAGGGGGAUUGCCUCCAGACAAGAGACUAGUAUGUAAGCUCGAGUUCAACAAAACACACGGAGAGGUCGUAGGAGAUUCAUCAGGUUAUUUAAACAACGGUUACCUAAUGGCAGGUGCCAUCCUUGUAAACUUCCAGCAAGGAAAAUGCGGCAAUGCAGCUUAUACUUACUGUGGAGACAUCCUCUUCCAUGGAGACACCUUCCAAGGCAAGCCAUACGUUGCUGUAACGGUUGCUGCUUGGAUUAAUCUUAAAGAAGUCGUCGGUAGCCACUCUAUUUUUGAUACUAUCGGAAGCACGCAUGCGUGUGGUCAGUACCACUUUGAAGUCAACAAUGGUAUGGUUAGAUGGUUCCAUAGAAACGAGAGUCAAAUCACUAUCUUCUCUAAUACUGCCGAAGGCAACCUCGUUCAACAAGACAAAUGGACCCAUGUUGCUGGAACCUACGAUUCAGCCAGCGGAAAAUCCAAGAUCUACGUUAACGGUGUUCUCCGUAACAUGACCAUUGGCUCUGGUCUCCUGUCACGUGACUGGGUAUCACGUGCUGGUAUCGGUGACCACAAGGCUAACAGACCUCUAAAGGGAUUCAUCGAUGACUUCAGAAUCUAUAACUACGCUUUGACUAAAGAUGAAAUCUCUGCUCUUGUCAAACAAUGCGGACUCUUGCCUAAAGCCCCAGCCCCAGCUAAGAAACCAUUUGCUGAUAUCAGCGCCCCCGUCUAUGGCGACACUCCCAUUGAUGCAGCUACUGCUGCAGAUGACUACCUCCCACUCAAAACAGCAAGGCCUAACCGCAAAACUGCUGUAAACAGCGAUUCCGUUGAAGAGGCAGUUCUAAAAAGAUCCCACAUGGCACACCAUCAUUAAGACUGAUAUCACGACGAAAACUGGAGAGCAUUUUCGACCAAUGACAAUGCGUGUUAGAAUGAUAGUUUUACUUUCAACGAAAAGAGGGGGAGCAACCAAAUGCUGCCAAUCGUCAUUGUAUCAAUGAGUUUGACCCUUUUUCGUAAAAAAUAUGUACAUGUCAAUUUAAAGACUAUUGUAAAUCAGUUUGUGUUUGUCAUUAAAUUGUAACUUGGGGAGGGAAGCGAGUGAAUGCCUCGACUGAUGCUUGGAAUUAGCAGCAAACUGAGCAUGCGUAGUGAUGUGAAGAUUAUGACGUUAUUCAUACUUAUAAGCUCUACACCAUGUAAGCGAUCCCACGCAGGUGGUCUUGAGCUAAAUUGGCUAAAUUAGCUCACUACCCAGUUUUAAAUAAAUUUAGCUGUAUUUUUGUCAUCCAAGAAGUUCACAAACGACGCGUUAUCGAUUAAAACGUUUGAUUAUCGAUUACAUUAUUUGUAAUGUAAAUCAGUGUAUAAUGACUUACGUAGGGUGUUCUAUAUUCCAUUAUGAAAAUAAAAUAUGGGAGUUGUAUG
Messenger RNA from Actinia tenebrosa (Australian red waratah sea anemone), 1774 nucleotides. RefSeq lists its product as uncharacterized. Lineage: Eukaryota; Metazoa; Cnidaria; Anthozoa; Actiniaria; Actiniidae. The record is from RefSeq and is a predicted model, not a curated record.